This is a messenger RNA of Hemiscyllium ocellatum (epaulette shark), 6258 nucleotides long. RefSeq names its product very low-density lipoprotein receptor-like. The record is from RefSeq and is a predicted model, not a curated record. Lineage: Eukaryota; Metazoa; Chordata; Chondrichthyes; Orectolobiformes; Hemiscylliidae. The transcript is spliced from 13 exons. The coding region runs from base 17 to 2110 and encodes 697 amino acids. Gene Ontology annotation, molecular function: protein binding; calcium ion binding.
GAGGACACGAGGGGACAUGUCCAAGCCGUGCAGCCCGAACCCGGCCUCGGGGUUCGCCAUCGCCUUUACCGUCACCAUCAGCUUCCAGCUCGGACUCACCACUGCUUUCCCCCAGCCCCGACAUGGUGAUGUACAAUGUGGUGAGAAUGAAUUCCUCUGUCUGAAUGGACGCUGCGUUUCUGCACUGACACUGUGCAGUGGAAGGGAUGACUGCAAUGAUCAGAGCGAUGAGCGAAACUGUUCUGUAUCAGGGUGUGGACCUCAUGGGUUUCUUUGCAGCAACUCUACUGUCUGUAUCUCUAAAAACCAGCUCUGUGACGGUCACCAGGACUGUGCAUCAGGCGUUGAUGAAUCUGAUGACCUUUGUGAAAAGAGAGCACUGCAACCUGAAGGUUGUGGGGAGUUGGAGUUCCUGUGUCGUUCAGGCCAGUGCAUAGAGCUUCAGUCAGCUUGUGACAACUUUCCUGACUGCAGUGAUGGUAGUGAUGAAGUCAAUUGUGAUCGGAAUGAGUGCUUGGUGGCAAAUGGACAGUGUUCUGAUUAUUGCUGGGACCUACCUUUAGGAUAUGAAUGUGCUUGUCCAACUGGAUUGGAGCUAAUAAAUCAUUUCACAUGUGAAGAUGUGGAUGAGUGCAGAAACCCUGACUUGUGUGACCAGAUUUGUCUAAACCUGCCUGGAUCAUAUGUCUGUGAGUGCUCCCAGGGAUAUCAGAAGGACACACACACUGGCACUUGCCAAGCUGCGGGAGAGGAACCAUUCAUGAUUGUCACUAACCGUGGAGAUAUCAAGAGCAUAAAUAUGAACAGAACGGAAUAUUUGGAGAUAGCUGAUAGAUUGCAGAGCGCAACAGCUCUCAGCAUGGAUAUCACCUCAUCAACCAUCUUUUGGUCUGGUGACAAACAUCAUGGAAUUUUCAGGACAUCCGUAGACCCAAACAGAAAGGAGAUCAGACAGAUUUUGGGUGAUGUACAAAGUCCUGGUGGAAUUGCUGUGGACUGGAUCUACAGCCACAUCUACUGGACUGAUUCUAGAGCCAGAACUUUAUCUCUUGCUACUCUGGAUGGAUUGAAAAGGAAGACCCUGUUCAGUACGAACCUAAGAGAGCCUACAGCUAUAGCAGUUGACCCAGAAUCGGGCUUCUUAUACUGGGCCGAUAUAGGAAAACCAGCAAAAAUUGAAAAGGCGGGGAUGAAUGGAGUUGGCAGAAGGAUACUAGUCAGCGUUGGAAUUGAGAAGCCAACUGGGAUUGCAUUGGACUAUAUAAAGAAACGCCUUUACUGGGUGGACUCUGAUCUCCACGAGCUUUACUACACUGAUCUGGAUGGACUGUAUCACAGAAGUGUCUUUCACUCUCCAAAAUACUUGGCAAAUCCAUUCGGGCUGGCAGUGUUUGAGGAUCGUGCCUAUUGGUCAGAUGUGGAUGGUAAGGCCGUGUACAGCAUUAACCGGUUUGGAGGAGCGAAUCUGACGAUUCUGACCCCAAAUCUCACCGAACCACGAGGCCUUGUCGUGUUUCACCGGCUGAUGCAGCCAAUUGUACAGAACUGGUGUGUUGAAGAACACGCUGCUUGUGAGUACCUAUGUGUGCCUGCACCUUACACUGAGCAACACCACAUGUGCCUGUGCCCAGAUGGUAUGAUACCCAACAGGACUGGACAUACAUGUGAAAAAGAGACUGACCCCGCCGCCACCUCACCUGAACAGACUGACCCUGUCACCACCUCACCGGAGCAGGCUGACCCUGUCACCACCUCACCGGAGCAGGCUGACCCUGUCACCACCUCACCGGAACAGACUGACCCUGUCACCACCUCACCGGAGCAGGCUGACCCUGUCACCGCCUCGCCGGAACAGACUGACCCUGUCACCACCUCACCGGAGCAGGCUGACCUGAAGCAGCUUGAUGCUGUAUCUGUUGGAGUUAUUGCUGUGAUUGUCAUCCUGCUGGGAAUUGUGAUGUGUUGUGCUGCCGUACACUGGCGAAUGAUUGUUGGGCAAGUCAAAACCUCACGCUUCUAUUCUCCUGUUCAUCUCCACACAGAGAAUUCAAUCAUCUGUAAUGCACAGAGAAAAGAUACAGUUUCCCAACAGUUUUUGCUAUCUGAAUGAAGAGGAAUGGAUCUGAGAUUUCUUGUUUGGAGUGUUGGGUUUUUAAUUUCAACAGAGCUUCCUAUGUUGGUGAAUUGAUCAGACAGCCUAAGGAUCAGUUUAAUAUUUAAUUUUAUUGCUCAGGGUUUUGGUAAAGUACUUAUUUGUCAGGUUCUGGUAGUACUUGUAGGAUGUUUUAAUGAGGAGAUUGUGCCCAAAAAAGGAUUCCAGGAAAAUUCCAAAAGGGUGCCCUGUCGCUGACCAUUCACCAUGACACUGGGAAAAGGAAAAAAACUCACACACAUUCGAGCAUUCCAAUCUCCAGCACACCAAGGUUCCUUCCUUCAAGUUACCACCACCAAAAAGUGACUUACAAUCUCUUCGACAUAUUUCUGUAGUUAAAGCCAUAAAGAUUCUGUGCAUGUAUUGCUUCAAAUUGAGCUUUGCCAAUUCUAGAUUGUUCUUUUGGCCUGUCUUAAUAGCCAAUCUGAUGUGUAAUUCUGAUUGAACAAUGCCUCCCUCACUAAGAAUCUCUGUCAGCACUAGAUCUUAGUGAGAGAAUACGACAUUGUGGUGGAUGUUGAUGGAAUGUCUUGGCACAGGCAGGAGGUAAAACUUGUCAACAGCCAAGCAAGUCUAUUCAAGUAUAAGCCAAAUUGGAAAUCUAAAUGUGAUUGCUACUUCCUUAUUACUGUGAGAACCUUUGCAAAUGUUGAAUAUUAAUAAGCUGAAAAUGACCAGCAAACUAGCAGAGAAAUGUCUGAAGAGUUUGUGUGGCAUUCCUUCCAGUUCUAACCUUCAGAUAUUUAGUCAUUUUAAAUAUCUGAACAAGAACAUAAUCCUGUAACAUUGUUGGAAAUAUUUAUUGACAGUAAAUCUUCAAUGGUUUACCAGUUUGAGAUCUAAGGCACUUAAACAUAUUUAUUUACACCAUAGAAAUUUUAUUUAUGCUUUUUAUUCUUUAUUGCUUUAACAUUAGAAUAAACUUGAACUGGGUACUUGAAGGUGACUGAAUUUCAGCACCAUAACAGAAUACAUUUGCUGGUAUAAACGGGAUUAAUUAUCUGCAUAAUGUGCAGGACAGCACUGCAUUGGCUGCAAUGAAUGGGGGUUUAGUGGGUCUCAGGGUGUUAAUCAGAAAAGAUGAUGUCAGGAUCUGGCUCAUGCUGCACAAGUGAGGGCAUCCAUUCACAUUUCCCAUCUCCGGUCAUGCUGCCUGUUCUGCCAAUGGACUGGGAAGUGGGGAAAAAAAGAAUGAAGAAGUUAUAUGUACAGGAAUCCUUAGUGUUCUGAAUUAGCAAUUGGACAGUCACCACGUGUAGAAAAGACCAGGGAGGUGCUGCUGCUGUAGUCAGGAAAUUAUAUAACUACUUUAAAAAGUGGGAGUUCUAAAAUAGGAUCACUGCAGGUGGUUGGGGAAAUUACAUUGAGAUGUUCUUGAAUAUCAAAUGAUCUCCAUUUCCCAAAGUCGGCUUUGAUUUCAAUCAGUGUUCCUCCCAUCAGUGAUUUUUAUUUUGCUGGAUUUUUUUUUUGGUUUUUCAGCACUGAAAUGUCUGCAGUAUUUAACCUUCUUUUGAUUACCCAUGCAACCUAAACUGGGCAAAUUAUACUGAAAUUUAAUUGACUUGAUGUUUCUGGCAUCAUUUUUUCUAUUACCUUUUUUUCCAAAGCUUAAAGGUUCAAUUUGUAAUAUUACUGUACUAGAAGUGUAUGGUACAUAUACCAUUUACAUAUACAUAUACCAUUAACACUCCAUUUUGUGACGUGUGCAUCUGGUCAACUCACCCACACAAACUGGUGCUAUUGUUUGUUGUUGGAUUUAUUCUUCAGACCUCCUUGUCUGUCCCUAACAAUUCAUUCAUUCUACAUCUUCAACAUGCUGCCCUUUAUAGAAAACCAACUGAUUUCCUCUGGAAGCUGGUGUCUACAAUUAAGUGGCUAAUCCGCCUGGCCAGUUUUGGACUUGGGAAAAGUUCAAAAUUCAAUCCCAAUAAUUCCUUUUUCCAUUUGCUGCUGCAGCUUCCACUCUCAAUCUCUAACAGCAAUGAAAACUGACACAGGAUGUGAUAUUUGACUACUUGGUACAAGUCUCACCGAUUAGCUUUAGAGAAUUAAAUUCACUAAGCUCAUUACACAGUAGAUUAAAAAGGAAGUAAAUGCUGCAUACGCACACUCCUGUUGCAGGAUUGUACUUGAGCCAUAAAUUAAUGAUUUGUGAGAAAUGUUAUUGAUUGUAAUGAAACCAGGAGAUUAUUGUCUGUGAAUUAUCUUUCCUUAGAAUGGCACUCUUCAAUGACCUUGAUUACUGACUUGUGUUUUGGCUCUCCUUCUGUUGAGGGAGAAUGAUUGUUAUUAAAAUUUCAUGAACAAACUCCAGUUAAAUCUUUAAUGUGUAACAAUAAAAAAUUAUGAUCAGCUGUUUUCAUCAAGUUUAUUAUGUUUCACUCAAUGUUUUUGUAGCUAUUGUUAAAUUUCAUUGAUUUGUCAGAAAUGUAUGAAAACUCCAAUGACGUUGUACUAGAGGCGCCCAGGUCUCCUCUCCUCCAACUGCCAUGUACUGUUUCUUCUUGAGAAUUGAGGUAAAUUGAAACCAGUUGCCUGAAGAUAUGUGCAUCUACUCCUCCAUUUCAGUGGCCUCACUGCAUUUUGUAAUAAAAUUAAUGCAAACGGGGAAGCUAAAGUAAAAUUAACUGAAGCUUCGAGAUGCCCUUUAGCUGUGUUGCAACAGAUUGUAGUACAAGGAGGACUGUCACCCAGUACAAAUCCACCCACUCCCCUUGAGUGGUACAAAUCUUGCACAUGUUCUUCAUAAUAUAAACUGCUGACGCACAGGAAAGAAGCAAGUACCAUUUCCAGCAGAGUCUCCAACAAAACCUGCCCAAUUUUAUUUACUUCCUGAAUGUCAACCUUUACAUUAAAGUAGUGCUAGGAUGGGUUGAUUAUGGCAGCAUCUAUACAUCCUCCUAUGCAAGGCCUGGCUCCUUAUUUACUAAUAGUUUUUCUUUGUCCAGUUGUGGACAAUUUUGUUAAAGCCAUAAAUAAUUGUGGCAGCGUGUGAAGGGAGUUUAUUACCAGUCAGAAGGAGAUUUUGGUGUGUCCUAUUAGGUCAGUCAAGACACAAAUGAAGAUUGAAAGUGUGAAGAAAGAGACGUACAGGAGCUCUGUUAAGAGUGUGUAUUGUUAUUAACUUGAGCAGAGCUCUGCAGUGGCCACUGCUCCUUUGGAAUUGACCAUCUCUACCUUAUCAUCCCAGUUGGUGUAUACUGGCCCCACUUUGGGAAGCUCUGGUCUGCCAUGACACCAAUUUGCUGUUGAGUUACAGGCUCCUGUCCGUGAAUGGUGUCCUGAGAGCUGCUGAUCAGCUGUUUAUAUCAUGUUUGCAACAGUUGCAAAGUGUUUCCUGCAAUUUGUUCAGGUUGCAUUUUAGUAUCUGUCACCACCUUUCUAUGGAAUAGUGUUGACCAGAGAAAUCUCUUACAAAGAUAAGGGGAUUGACCAGGGCAACAUCAAAUAAAGAGGAGAAACACUCUAGAAAAUUAAUUGAAGUAUGGUACAUCUAUCAUUAACAAUCCAUUUUGUGAUGUGUGCAUCUGGUCAACUCACCCACUCAAACUGUUGUUAGAUUUUAUUCUUCAGACCUCCUUGUCUGUCCCUAACAAUUCAUUCAUUCUACAUCUUCAACAUGCUGCCCUUUAUAGAAAACCAACUGAUUUCCGCUGGAAGCUGGUGUCUACAAUUAAGUGACUAAUCCGCCUGGCCAGUUUUGGACUUGGGAACAAGUUCAAAAUUCAAUCCCAAUAAUUCCUUUUUCCAUUUGCUGCUGCAGCUUCCACUCUCAAUCUCUAACAGCAAUGAAAACUGACACAGGAUGUGAUAUUUGACUACUUGGUACAAGUCUCACCGAUUAGCUUUAGAGAAUUAAAUUCACUAAGCUCAUUACACAGUAGAUUAAAAAGGAAGUAAAUGCUGCAUACGCACACUCCUGUUGCAGGAUUGUACUUGAGCCAUAAAUUAAUGAUUUGCGAGAAAUGUUAUUGAUUGUAAUGAAACCAGGAGAUUAUUGUCUGUGAAUUAUCUUUCCUUAGAAUGGCACUCUUCAAUGACCUUGAUUACUGACUUGUGUUUUGGCUCUCCUUCUGUUGAGGGAGAAUGAUUGUUAUUAAAAUUUC